AUACCUUUUCUCUUUCUCUGUCCUUGAGACAGAAACUGGGAAACCCCCAGCAAGGGACUAGGAACGAAGGUUGGCAUUUGAGUCGAGACUUUUCAGACCCUUGAACCUCAAAACCUUGUUCAUGGAAACCAACAAACAGCAGAAGAAGAAGUGGUUUAUGCCACUGGUGUUUUCUCUACUAUUGUCCACCUUGCUCAUACUCUUUUCCAUUUUCGUUUCCUCUGAUUCCUCUUCUUUGCUCUACCUCUACCGUACACGUGUCAGAACCGAUGAACCUCAUUUCGUGGAGUCAAAGCUGAGGGUAUCUUCCACUUCAUCUACCAACUCUGUUCCCAGGAUAGCGUACUUGAUCUCGGGGUCAAUGGGUGAUGGAGAGAGUCUGAAGAGAACCCUGAAGGCCCUUUAUCAUCCAAGGAACCAAUAUGCUGUGCACUUGGACCUUGAGGCUUCUCAGCAGGAAAGAUUGGACCUGGCAAACUUUGUGAGGAACGAGCCUCUCUUUGCUAAGAUGGGUAAUGUUAGGAUGAUUGUUAAGGCCAAUUUGGUCACUUACAGAGGACCCACUAUGGUCACCAAUACCCUUCAUGCUGCUGCCAUUUUGCUCAAGGAAGGUGGCUACUGGGAUUGGUUUAUUAAUCUCAGCGCUUCUGAUUAUCCCUUGGUCACCCAAGACGAUCUGCUACAUACACUCUCAUCUAUUCCUAGACAACUUAACUUCAUUGAGCACACCAGUGAUAUUGGCUGGAAGGAAGAUCAGAGGGCAAAACCUGUUAUAAUUGAUCCAGCUCUUUAUAGUGUCAAUAAAUCUGAUUUAUUUUGGGUGACUGAGAAAAGAAGUGUUCCUACAGCAUAUAAGCUGUUUACAGGUUCGGCCUGGAUGAUGCUCUCACGCCAAUUUGUUGAAUAUUGUUUAUGGGGAUGGGAUAACCUGCCUAGAAUAGUCUUGAUGUAUUAUGCCAACUUUCUAUCCUCCCCUGAAGGGUAUUUUCACACAGUCAUCUGCAAUGCUGAGGAGUUCCGUAACACUACUGUGAAUCAUGACCUCCACUUCAUAUCCUGGGACAACCCUCCAAAACAGCAUCCACACUUCCUUACAAUCAAUAACUACCAGAGAAUGGUGGACAGCAACGCCCCUUUUGCUCGAAAAUUUGGCAGGAACGAACCACUCUUGGAUAAGAUUGAUACUGAACUCUUGGGGCGAAAUGCCCACGGUUAUGUUCCCGGCAAGUGGUUCGUUCACGCUAAUCCAAACAUCACCAAACAAUAUUCUGCUAUAAGAAAUAUCACUGAGCUCAAGCCUGGCCUUGGGGCGGAAAGGCUUAAACGCCUUAUCAAUGGUUUAUUAUCAUCAGAAGAAUUUAAGACAAAGCAGUGUUCUUGACAUGCAGGUUUAAACACCUGCUAUGAUCAUUGCUGUUUUACCAUCACCAAACAGAUACAAGCAAACAAUUGUGAUGUCCAGUUGACACACCAGGUUGCUUUGAGACCAAACAGGAAAAAUGAGAGGACAUAACAGUAUACACAAGGAACCGUUUCUUCAAAUACACUUCACCUUCUAGUUCUAUUUUACACAAAUUUUAACGUGACCACACUUUUGUAGUCAUAUUGUAUCCAUUUGUUCACUUGAUUUAUUGAAUUUUAUUGGAUGACAAUGACAAGUCAUCAAUGCUUUUGUACUCUCUAGAAUGUCUUUAUAGCCAAUAAGAGAUUCAAUUAUAUAAUACGUGACACGGGCUUCAUGCCUAUAAGGCUAGAAGUUCGAGAAGCCCGUGAAAAAAAGUACUCACUCUUGUAGUCUUUAUACUAGGACUUGCUCAAGUAGCUG
Abrus precatorius (Indian licorice) is the source of this 1825-nucleotide messenger RNA. Its product is annotated as beta-glucuronosyltransferase GlcAT14B-like. Bases 122 to 1381 code for a protein of 419 amino acids. Gene Ontology annotation, cellular component: membrane. The record is from RefSeq and is a predicted model, not a curated record. Gene Ontology annotation, molecular function: glucuronosyltransferase activity. The transcript has 4 exons. NCBI's taxonomy places the organism in Eukaryota, Viridiplantae, Streptophyta, Magnoliopsida, Fabales, Fabaceae.